ACCUCAUCCUUGCGCUUGUCUCUCUUCCUCCUUCUUUCACUUCCCAACAUUCAACAUUCACAAACGCAAUCAUUUACUAGCCACCUGUUCCUUUAUUUCUUUAUUAUUUUAUUUUCCAUUUCCGAGUCUCUGUUUCUUUUCUUUUGCUUAAUUGUAUAACUACUUGCUACUUGUCCAAUUAUUCAAAAGUCAUUUAGUGGGUGACUGACACUCACUCUUUCUCGUUUUCAUUGAUUAAACUUCAGUCAGUCACUCCAAAAAAAGAAUUCACUCCACACUUUGUCGCCCUUUCCUAGUCAACAGUCUUUCAUUUUAUUCAUUAUCACCUUCAUAUUCAUACAUUCUUGCUUGUCAUCCCUUCCUUCCUCUCUCUCUUUCUGCUUCAAAAACCUUCUUUAUCCCUACUCUGUUCUUCCACAAAAUAAUAAUAAUAAUAAUAAUAAUAAUAGUAAAAUAAACCAUGGAUGGUGUUGACUGCGACUGGUGCCUGGUUUGCGACAAGCGCACGAGCAGUGGUGCAACCUAUUGCUCUUCAGAAUGUCGUUCCACAGACCUCAUCUCAUCUUCAGCAUCUUCGGCCUCAUCCGCCUCAUCCGCCUCAUCAUCGAGUUUCAUGACAGAUUCAAAUGGAGCACCGUUAGGUACUUCUGCCUCAUCGUUUGGCAGUAACAAUAGUUAUGAACUGCCUCCAUUCGUUCGCAAGCAACGGACGAGUAUACCCAAUAUCUACGCACACUGUACAUCAAACUCUAAUCCACCAAUGAGUAACUCGCUCCUCUUUGCUUCCAGUCAAGGAGGACACGGUCAUGGAUCAGCACUGAAUCAGAACCUGUCAGAAAAGCAGCAUUCUUCGACAGCCCCGUCAUCCGUAACGCACCCGGUCCCAGGCUCGGCUGCCACACAAUACCCGCUCUUUUACGCCACAUUGAAUGCACUCCGUCCUAUCUCACCUUCUAGUCCGCAACAGGAUCAGUAAGAUGUUAGUCGGUCUUUAGGGACCCUCGAGGCAGUUUCUCUUCGAAGACGCGGAAUAAUGCCUUGAGGCACCUCUGUUACACUAUACAUUUCUUCUUUAACGGUUUUCCCCACCAUAUCUCUUGCUUUCUUCUCCU
Lobosporangium transversale is the source of this 1112-nucleotide messenger RNA. RefSeq lists its product as hypothetical. Bases 461 to 976 code for a protein of 171 amino acids. The record is from RefSeq and is a predicted model, not a curated record. Lineage: Eukaryota; Fungi; Mortierellomycota; Mortierellomycetes; Mortierellales; Mortierellaceae. The transcript has a single exon.